This is a messenger RNA of Schistocerca piceifrons (Central American locust), 1424 nucleotides long. RefSeq names its product adenosine deaminase-like. Bases 362 to 895 code for a protein of 177 amino acids. The record is from RefSeq and is a predicted model, not a curated record. The transcript has 7 exons. Gene Ontology annotation, biological process: negative regulation of adenosine receptor signaling pathway; hypoxanthine salvage; inosine biosynthetic process. Lineage: Eukaryota; Metazoa; Arthropoda; Insecta; Orthoptera; Acrididae. Gene Ontology annotation, cellular component: external side of plasma membrane; cytosol. Gene Ontology annotation, molecular function: adenosine deaminase activity.
UGAAAAUGCCCACACAGUGCCAGUAAAUAAUUUUAAAAUUAGCCUUCUGAGUGGUGACCUUGAUGCAAUUGAGAGAAUUGCUUAUGAGUUCUGUGAAGAUGAAGCCAAGAACGGAGUAGCUUAUGUUGAAGCUCGAUACUGUCCACAUUUUUGGCUGGGCACAACAGACUUCCAUGGGAAAUUAAAAGAACUGGGAGAGGUUGUGAGUGCUGUAAAUCGUGGUUUUCAGCGUGGUGAGAAUGACUUUGGUGUCAAAGCAAAUACUAUUCUCUCUGCACUCAAUGGUACUGGCACAAUAAAGGAUAUCGUGGAGCUAUGCAAGAAGUUUAAAGGAGAUGGUGUUGUUGGAUUGGACAUAGCAAUGAAUGCAAAUGACAAAUCAGAAACUUACGUUGAAGUACCAUUAAACCAAGAAGAGAUUGGUGCAUAUGAAGAGGCCAGGAAAUCUGGAAUUCACAGAACACUGCAUGCUGGUGAAGCUGGUGGGGCUGAAAUGGUACAAAGGGCCCUGGAUGUAUACCACACAGAGCGUGUGGGACAUGGUUAUCGUGUGGUUGAAAAUGAAGCUAUUUACAGCAGUUGUAAAGAAAAAAGAGUACAUUUUGAGACCUGUCCUUGGUCAAGUUAUCUUACUGGAACAGUCCCAUUGGGUGUAAGGAAGCACCCAAUUGUCAGAUUUGCUGAAGAUGGUGUUAACUUCUCUCUCAAUUCUGAUGAUCCCACACUAACCGGAAGAACGCUAAGAGAUGACUAUGCUCUUGCAGCUAGUUGGGGUCUUACUGAGGCCCACGCUAUUCGUGCAAAUUUAAAUGCAGCCCACGCAUGCUUUCUGCCAGAUAAUGAGAAAGCCCAGCUAAUUAAGAAGAUCUACAAAGAACUAAACAUAAGUGACUAAAUUAUAUUUAAAAUGUUGUUGGUGACUUCUGAUAUAUUAACUUUAAUAAUUAAUUAUGUAAAGUGGAAUUACCACUCUGGAUUGGAAUCACAUUGCUUGACAUUGAUACAAUGACUUGCUUCCCCUUUCUUCUUUUCUUUUCCAGUGCUUCACUUCUCAAAGAAAUAGCAUAUUGUUCCAGAAGAGAAAAAAUUAAAAUAAAAUAAUUAAGUGAGUAAAGACAGUUUCAUAAAAUAACAGUUCUGAGCAACUGUAGAUAGGAACAUAUGUUAAGAAUGUCAGCUACAUGGUGCUUGGUUGUUUUUGUGAAUAAUACCGUCUAGAUUCUAGAUUGUUUAAUGUGUUUUGAUUUAUUAUUACAUUUUAGCUACUGCGCCAUUUCUGACUAGGUUUUAUCGCAACUGACUCUAAAAAAAAUGGAAAUGAUCAUAUGGCAUUGUUGGCCAGGAGGCCCCAUUCGGGGGAGUUUGGCUGCUGUAUUGCAAGUCCUUUUUAGGUGAUACCACAUCGGCAUCUUACAAGUCAAUGA